ACAAGUUCGGUUGCACCGGACGUCGUUCAUCAACUUUUGCUACUAGAGGAUUUCUGCAAAGCUACUUUGCAGCAGCGAAACAUUUCCUUUUUCAAAUUCGAAAUGCAGAUUGGCGCAUUUAUACAUUUCUGGGUUCAAAGCGGGAUUUGAAAACAACCGGAUAAUCGACGAGUGCCCGAAGUGACGGGGAGACUCCAUUUUCGUAUGCAGCUGAUCGGCGCAGAGCUAGCUGGUUGCGGCACUAGGCUAACUUUCCCUUCUCGGCUACGGCAGCCAGAGCCAGCAAGCGAGCAGCUUGCGGUAAACUGACGAUACUUUCGUUGACUACAAAACACUCCCAGCAUGCUGAUGGUGGGAGGCAAUGGACGGGGGCACUAGAAUGAGUGUGAAGGAGCUGUGCGAGACCGAUGACCUGGCCACCAGUCUGGUGCUGGACCCUCUUCUGGGCUUCAGCACCCAUAAAAUGAACAUUAGUCCCCCGCCAGAGAUCCGGCGUUGGGGCAACCUCAAGGAGACUCUGCUGAGGUUUCAGCGCACGCACGACUUCAACGCCACCUUCGAGGCGCUGACGGUGGGGGAGCCGGCCGGGGACUUCUUCAGCGCUCUGGGGAGCCACCGGCAGGAGCUGCUGAGACAACAUGUGUAUCGCUACCUCAGUGCCUUCCUGCUCGACAGCGGGAUCCAGAUAGAAUCCUGUGACCGAUACUCCUCGGAGACCAACGGAGCGAAGAUAACCGCCACGCGGCACUGGUUCGUGGGGGAGCGCGUGGAGGUGCUGCUGGGCUGCAUCGCGGAGCUGAGCCCGGCCGACAGCGCCGUGCUGCGGGCCGGGGUCAACGACUUCAGCGUCAUGUACUCCACACGCAAGCGCUGCGCCCAGCUCUGGCUGGGGCCCGCCGCCUUCAUCAACCACGACUGCAAGCCCAACAGCAAGUUCGUCCCUGGUGAGAAAAAUGUUGCUUGUGUUGAAGUUAUUCGACCCAUCUCACCUGGGGAGGAGAUCACCUGUUACUAUGGCGCCAGCUUUUUCGGAGAAGGCAACGAAAUGUGCGAAUGCCGCACCUGUGAAAGGAACGGAGAGGGCCACUUCAAGCACAGGGGGAAGCAGCCCGACUGCGAGGAGACAAAGGACCCCGUGGGCCAAAAGUACCGUCUGAGAGAGCGGUAUCUCCGUCAGCACAGAGAGAAAGGUCACUUUGCUUCCCGGCCAAUAACACCUGGACUCUUUAAAGCCAUCCCCUCCAGGAACUCCUUCACCCAGCAGAUGAGGAGGAACGCACUGAAGAACAAAAAGUUGAACGAGACAAAAAAGUGGAGGCGGGCGAAGCAGCGAGAGUCCAGGAAGCGCCCGCUGAAGUCCUCCGCCGCCGGCAGGCAGCAACGAACGCUUCCGCCUCUGUCCCGGGUCACUCUGAAGGAGCUCCGGAUCAAAGUGCGGCGCCACUCGCUGGAGUUUUUGCUCAACUGUAAGGAUCCCAGGAGCAAAGAGCGGGCGCUGCUGCUUCAGCUGGAGGACCUGAAGCCGAGGCAAAACGGACUGAGGCCGCGCAGGCCGGCGGACCAAAAGGCCGCCCUGAACCUGAGGCCUUUCACGCUAAAUUCCUCCAUGUCCCUUAACCAGAGGAGCAAACCGGCGGGCCUCAGCGGGAAGCCCGUCAAAGUGGUGGGCAUGCAGAAGGUUCACAUCAGGAGCUCGUCGAGAGCAAGGAGCACGGUUCAGCAGCGAGACGAGGAGUCCAGGAGCGCAAAGGAGAAGGCGGACAGAGCCGUGGCGGACGGCGGCGAGCCCUGCACAGAGGCCGCUCCCCAAAAAGCCGCGGCGCCGUGCAGGACCAGGGCGGCCUCCGCCCCGGCAGAGGUCUGCAAGAAGGCGGCGGCGGUCAACCCAAUCAUUUGUCUGAAGCAAUACAUCACGGUUAAUCUGACGCGGCUAUCGGUGCCGCACGGCGCCGAGGCCAGAGCCGGCGGCGAAGACCGGCCCAGGAGGGCCGCGGCCAAAGGGAAGGGCCAGCCCGAGCCCACAGAAAAACGCGUCUCCAGGUCAGACGCCCCGACAGCCGAAGGCAACAGAGGCGUCAGGGAAAUGUUUUUCAAGGCCAGAGAUGAAAGGAAGGAGCUUGCAGCUGAGAUUGUGAGGGAUUUGCACCCCGACGAGAAAAAGAGGCCCGACAAGGUUAUUGAGAUCCAAAGUUUGUCAGCAGAGGAGAAAAGCUGCGAUUUAAACGACAGAAGUAGAGGACAGAGAGACAGAAGGGCAGCUGCGGAAGGUAAAAGUCAGAAGACUGUGGAGGUGAAAGGGUCUGAAUGUGAAGCGUCGAGUGGAGAAAACGAAAUCCCCUGUGCCGGGGAUGCAGGCAAGGACGUGCAGGAGUAUGAAGGAGUUUCCAGAGUACCAGGACAGUUGAAGAGAAGUUUGAGGAAACAGCCAGUUAGUAAACCCGAAGACGAUGUUGUUAUAAAACAGGCUAAAGUCCUCCUGUCUGACAUCCUAAGAAAGGAUAAAUCUCUAAUAGACAAGAAGUUGCAGGGAGAUCUGGUGGGCAGCGAGUUUUUAACCGCGGUCUCUGAAGAAGUGCAGGGUGCUGAGGAGCAGGAUGAAAUAAACGGAGGCAGGUGCCAUCCCUCAGAGCCGAGGAGGGUUUUGAGAGAGCGAAAGAUCCAGCCCGGAGCAAACAAAACAAAAGCAGACAAUAAGCAAAGCACCAGGGGCCAGCUGGGCCGAGACGCUCCCGUUUUACUCAGAGCAGAACUGUGCGAGACGGCUAUGCAGCGCCCGUCCCCGCAGAAGCACAACGAGCGUCUCUCCGGCUGCCCCAACCCACUACCUCACAAGUCGGCCACGCCCGCAAAAGCUCAGCCGGACCUCAACCCGCCGCCGCACACGCAGUCCAACAUACCUCUGAAGAAACGCACCUUUCGCAGCUCCGUGGAAACGAACGAGCAAACUCAGAACCCCUCGGCAGGUCAGGCGUCCACAAAGGCCCCCGAGCGGAGCUCCGCCCCGGAGGCCGGGCGGGAGCCCAGCCCCGCCUCCGGGGAGAGCGGCAGAGCCAGGAGGGAGUGCAGAACCAGAGUCAAAGCUGAAGUCCAGAAGAUGACGCCCAAAAGGAUCCCCAGACCAUCCUCUUGUAGCAGAGUGCUUCGCUCCAGGGCCAGCGAAGCCCAGCCAGCCCAUCAGUGGAUCGGUAAAUCGGAGAGACUAGAUGAAGAUGAGGCUCAGACACGACUCAGCAAGGAACCCGCGGAGAGCAACCAGCUGGAGGAUCCUGAGAACAGCCACCCACAGGGUGACAAGAGUCCACGUCCAAACGGCGAGGGGGAAGCGCCCACUUCCGAGCAGAGCGGCUCAGAGGACACCAAGCCGGGCCUGGACUUCAAGUUCCGUCUCAAGAGGAGACGAGGGAAAGUGUGGGAGAUGCAAAGCGAAAGCAUGUUGUUGAAAACGGAAAAGGGGGACGAUACGACGUCGUGCGACCCCUUCAAGGCCAUCAUGGAUUCCGUCUCCAUUCUAAACAUGGAGAUGGAGGCGGCCCAGGCUCACGUUCACGCCAGCAAGAAGUCACUGAGCCGACUGCGUCGCCUAAAGCGCAGAGGAGAGAGGAAGAACGACAAGCAGGCGGUGCUGCCCUCCGCUGAGGCGAAAGCAGACAAAGCCCAGGACAAUGCUAAAGGGGUCCGUGGACCGAGCGACUCCAGCGGCGGCAAAGCAGAAACGAAAGAGAAAGUCGACGGGCCGCCUCUGUUAGGAGCCCAGCAACUUAGUCAGAAUGGUGCCAGUGAGAAGGUUUCAUCCAGAGGGCCCCCGACCAAAACAGAGGAUCGCUUUCUAAAUAAUUGUUGCUUGUUUGAAGGUGGAUCGCAACAUAAACUGGAGCCAGGACUGGAUUCAAAUGGGCUUCCAUUACCGGUGAUAAAACUAAGGAGAAAGACAGAGGACAUUUGGGAGGUGGACAGUAAAGAGGAGCUCCUCCACCCGGAGCUAAAAAUAGAUAUAAAGAGAGAGAUUAAGGGCCACGUUUUAGGGAAACAAAAGAAAGUAUGCAGUGAUUUUAGCACAUUCAAAGAGCUCUCGUCCUCUCAGAGACUGAACAACUCGGCCUCUCUUAAACAAGAGCCACCGCCAUUUUCUCUGUCUCUGUCGCCACUGUCGCUGUCGUCACCCCUUAAUGACAACAAAGCCGAAGUUAUAUCAGAUAAAAUCCCUGAGAGGUCAGAGAUGAACAGCGGAGGAAGGAAGCAGAGGCACAAAAUGGACAGAAUGCGCAAGUGUGGGCCUGUGGAAACACCCACCACUUGCCUUAGUCACACACUUCAACAAAUUGAUAACAGUCUCUCCAGGCUCUCUGAAGGCCUGUGCUCCUCUCAGACGCUGGAAAAGCCCACAGCCAGUGCUGCUAAUUCUGUCAUCCAGCCCCCGUCGGAGUCGCCUCCAUUCACCACGGCGGAUAACAUGCUGUCCGACGAGCCCAGCUUCUCCAACUGCUGCGACGACAUCCUGGACUUUCAGUGUCUCAGCUUCGAGGGGUACUAUCAGCCCCAGAACAUCCUCCCGUCCUCUCCGUCGGAUCUCUGUUCGCUGGAUCCGCCCACCGAUCCUUUCAGCAGCCCCCUCUCCCACAGCCCGUCCGACACCUGGGCCACCGAAACGCCAUACCUCGGCCCUCCAAGCCCCGAUGACAACUUCACUAGUGAAGAUCUGCAGUUCUUCCCGGGUCUCAUUUCCUCCAAGGGCGAUUCUGUUCCUGUGCAAUGUGAAGCGAAGGAUACCCCGAAAGACGGGAACCCGUCCAUCCCCGGCUUUAGUUUCUCUGCUCUGGGGAGCGCUGACUUGAUGGCUAAGGAUCGAUUUCUGGGCAGAAAUCUAGGAACGAGGCUGUCCAAAGAAGACUUCAGAUCCCAGUCCUUUCCUGCCAGCAAGCCUCGAGUGUUUGGCACAACAUCGUCUUCAGUUACGUCUCAGACUCCUGUUACAUUAACCCAACCCACCGUCACUUUUAAGCCCGUUACCAGCCAGUCAAAACUCCAGUCUAACCUCAAAACCCAGGGCCCUUUCCACCGCAUGACCAUUCCAGCUAAACCGCCUUCUUUUCUUAGUAGUCAGGCAAGCACUGUUAGAGGAGUCUCCUCCCAAAUGGCCAACAGAUUCCUCUCUCCUCAGCUCUUCUCAGUAAAAAAUCCCAACCCCGCCGACAGUCCGUUCAACUUUCAGGAGAAGCCCUCCACAGUUAUCCACAGGGUUCUCAAGUUUCAGGGGGGGAACCAGAGUCAGAACUUGUACAGCGCACCUUGUAAGGACGCCGUUGCCGCCGGCAACCCGACGGUCACGCCCCGGACAUUCGGCGCAAAGCCGGGCGCUAUCGAGAAGACUCCGCAGUGUCAGAGGUUUAAUGCAGACAGCCACGAAAAGACCAGCGUUCCCGUUCACGGCUUUGGGAAGGACAUCGGCCACUUUGGCUCCUCCAACAAUCUGAGGUCCAACAUUCAAUUCAACAAACCUAACUCUUCUAUUUCACAAUCGUUCUAUAAAGGUAAGAUGCCCUCCGAUAAGCAGGACGGCAGCGAAAGCGUCAUGAUGUACAAGAACUUUUCCGGCAUGCCGAGACCCUUCUUCUUUCCCAGCAAAAGCUCGGACGGGUAUCCGUCCCCGCAGGAUAAGGGCGGGAAACAGGACAAGCCCACUCUGUCGGCCUCUGACAAACACCAGCCGUGUUACGCUCAGCAGGACCCCUUUGACUUCAGCUUCGGCUCCUCCCUCUCGCCGGUGUCUCAGCACAGCAGCCCCCAAGUGGUCCACAGCACACCCCCGGGCACACCAGCACCAGCAAACAAGAGUCAGUCCUCCACCUCCUCAGCUUCCUUCCCGUGUGGCUACCAGGGUCCGCCCUACGUGCUGAACUUCAGCGGAGACCAUUCCUUGACCCUCGGCCUCAGGGACGGUGUCGACGGGUACUCGGGAUUCGGCUCGGCCAACUACACCUACCAUUGCCUGAUGGAGCCGUCGGGCACUCAAGGACGCCUGGUCCUGGAGCCCUGCGGACCCCAGCUGCCCAACCCGGCGUCUCUGGGCGGGUUCUCGGGGCUCCGGGGUCAGGACGAGCACUGCAGGAAGGACAUGCAGCAGCAGUGCCAGCCCGGGGAGCACCAGGGCCCCCCCCACUACGGACCAGCCACCACCUCCCACUCCAUGGGGGCCACCAAGCCCAAGAGGGUGAGGUUAGUGGUGACCGACGGUACCGUCGACCUGGAUCUUCAGUACUCGGAUUGAGCAGACGCCACUGGAUCUAAAGUUUAUAUUCAGCGGGGAUCAUCCAGUAUCCGCCACUAAAAACGGUUUUUGUAAACGGUUGCAGGUCGAGUCACAUUUUUUUAAAACCUAAUUUUGAUGAACUGUUGAUGUGCAAAUGAAUUGUACAGAGUUUUGUGUAGAGCAGGCUUUUUCAGUGUUUAAUUACUAAUUACUACUAAAAAACCAAGUCCACUACAAUUUGCGUAGGAAACCAAAUUUCGGAUAUAUGGAGAACAGAAAGCAUUAACUAUAUUUGUGAACCUACUCUGCUUACGUCGGGCCCCUCUGACUGUACUGUAACAUAGAUGUAUGAUUUUUCUAUACCAUAUAUGGUAGUAGACACAGAAGGCUCCUCCAUCCUUUGCUGGUACUCGUUUAGGUGGGAGGUAAACAGGCAGCUUUGUGCCUCAGUCUUUGAUAUUCUUGUGACUUUUAAAAACAAUAUCUACCCUCAUUUUUUUAUACUCACCUUAAGCUCUUUUCUCACGUUUGUUUGUGUGCGUGUGUGUGCAUGCAGUUGACUGGCAGAAACUAGGGAUCAAAACAUGGCGCACGGUCGUGGCCGAUCACAUGACUGUUCUCUUCCAUUACUCAUCCACGCAUAAAUGAAAGGCUCGUGCAUGAACAGUGUACAGUUAAAAGACUUCUCCACCUGAAACGACACUCGCGGACAUUCUGACUGGACAAACACGUUUGAGGGAGGGGGAAAAAAAGCAAUAUUUAGGGGAGGAUGCAUCAAGAGGUGUUUGUAUUGCAUUUUCUCCCGGCGGGCAGACUAAGAGAAAUCUUUCGACAUUACCUUGUUGCAUCAGCAGUGUGACAAUCUUCUCACGUAAUAAAUCUGUUCCAUUUGUGUUUAUUUUGUUCCCAAGGAAAAAAACAGAAGGAUACGGCGUGCAGUAGUUUAAUCGUCUUUUUGUCGUUGCAAACGCAGCGUUUGCAGGUGUUUUAUAUUGUAACGGGAGAGAUUUGCUGUAGAUUGUGGAGGUCACGGGAGCGUUCUGCUGCAGUGUUCGGUGGCGCUGCACAGCCUUACAUUACUACCACAAAGAUGUACUGUCUUGAUAUGGAAAGGCCAAUUUAUUUAUUUUAAUAUCCUCACUCUUGAAAAGGUGCUUUGAUGUAAUUUAUAUUUCACAUUGAUUGUUCAGACUAUUAAAUGUUUUUUAUUACUAUUAUUUAAUGGGACAAAAUUAAAUAUUUACAGUGAGUAUUUAAUUUACAAGUCUGUUGACAUCUUAUCCAUUUUCUUUGAUUGUUGCAGAUAAAACUAGCUUUUUUUUCUAAUUGGCUGUUCGUCUUACUGGACAUCUGCUGUAGAAAUGUACAAAUGUAGUCUAUAUCAUUAAAGACACAAUUUUUUUUUGUAUUUCUGUCUUCCUGUUUUCUUGAAGUACCUCAGUGAUAAAUUGCAGCUAAAUGUGUUCAUACUUAGCUCUGUUUUUUCCAGCAAAAAGGAACGCUGCCUCAAUUUUCUCUCACUCAUCAAUGAAUUCACAUCUGUGUUUCAGAUCACGAUCAGAUACUUGCUAAUGAGUUUUAAAUAAAGUAUUCACCCACCAUGUUUCUGCUGUAUUUGCAGGGCUUCACUCUGAAAUACACAAACGGUCUAACCAUAUAAAGUCUCUCUGGAAUGGGCUGUACCGAUUAGGUUCUACUUUUGCUAGCAUACUGGGUAAUUGUUCUGUUUCCGAACCUGACCUUUGACCUGACACCUGUUCUGCUCUAUAAGGAUGCUAGUUGGUGCUCACCACAGGAAAACGGUACGAUCCGAGCUGCAGAGAAACUGUCUCACACCGUCUCUCUUUUUUAUGCUUUGUUCGUGUCUUUGUUCCCUUCCUGUUCUGAAAUAUUCAUUUGGUUAAUUUCAAAGCUCAGGGCAAGUGUUGGUCUCCCCGGUUUAGAGCGUUCUGUCCUCUCUCCACCUGCUCUUUCAUCUCACAACCAGCAUUCUUCUCUUCUAUCCUCUCCUCUCUUACAGCAUGUGACCCACUUCUGCCUUUCUUUCCAGCUCUCACAACCAGCCAAGCAGCUAUUUCUGUUGCCAAGUGUAACAUAUUUUUCCUAAUGAGGACGGAAAAAGAAAGACGGAGAUUAUUAUUACAGUAGUGACGGAACGGGGGGUUUUGAUGAUAGUACUGUUGAGUUGGG
Messenger RNA from Menidia menidia (Atlantic silverside), 8437 nucleotides. NCBI's taxonomy places the organism in Eukaryota, Metazoa, Chordata, Actinopteri, Atheriniformes, Atherinopsidae. The record is from the annotation of a GenBank genome assembly.